Molecule: messenger RNA, 1204 nt
Organism: Cicer arietinum (chickpea)
Lineage: Eukaryota; Viridiplantae; Streptophyta; Magnoliopsida; Fabales; Fabaceae
Product: ras-related protein Rab11C-like
Molecular function (GO): GTP binding; GTPase activity
Source: RefSeq, a predicted model, not a curated record
AAAUAAGGGUGGCGAUCGAUGUUCACGAAUGGGCGUUGAAAGUGCCUUGUUGUCCGUUUAUUCUGUUUGUGUUCAGUCAUUGUUAGACCUUUCAAAAUUCAUGCCUAUUCUUCUCUCUCCCUCUCCCUCUCCCAAUCUAUGUAUUCUUCUCUCUCUUUCACCAUCUUUUUACGGUAUUGGGUGGUGUCGAAUAUAUUGAAAAUAACAGAAUAUGGCAUACAAAGUAGACCAUGAAUAUGACUAUCUCUUCAAGAUCGUACUCAUUGGUGAUUCUGGUGUUGGAAAAUCAAAUAUACUCUCCAGGUUUACCCGAAAUGAGUUCUGUUUAGAAUCUAAAUCUACCAUUGGUGUUGAAUUCGCUACCAGAACAAUACAGGUGGAAGGGAAAACAGUGAAAGCACAAAUAUGGGACACUGCAGGUCAAGAGAGGUACAGAGCAAUCACAAGUGCAUAUUACAGAGGAGCUGUUGGUGCCUUAUUAGUGUACGACAUAAUCAAGAGACAAACAUUUGAUAAUGUUCAAAGGUGGCUUCGUGAACUAAGAGACCAUGCAGAUUCCAACAUUGUUAUUAUGAUGGCUGGAAAUAAAUCUGAUUUGAAUCAUCUAAGAGCAGUAUCUUCUGAUGAUGCUCAAAGUUUGGCUGAGAAAGAGAGUCUUUCAUUUCUAGAGACUUCAGCAUUGGAAGCUUUAAAUGUUGAGAAGGCUUUUCAAACCAUUUUGUUUGAUAUUUAUCAAAUUAUAAGUAAAAAGGCACUUGCUGCACAAGAGUCUGCUUCUACUCCUAGUCUUCCUCAUGGAACUACCAUUAAUGUGUCAAAUAUGUCUGGUACUGUGGAAAAGAAAUCUUGUUGCUCAAAUUAACAGGUUAUAAUAUGUAGAAAAUUACAUGAAGAACAAUCUUUUUAGGGAUUUAAUAUUUCCUUCUUUUUUUGUAUUUGACAAAACACACAAACUACAUAAGAAAAUAGUUGCUAUCUCUAGUUAAAUUUUCUUUUUAGUAUCUCUCAAAGAUAAAAAAUGCAAUUAUCUUUUAAAAAGUACAAUAGAAAAUAAAUAUCUUAGUAGCGAGCAAUGUAACCUAAGAAAAUGAAUACUGAUUCUAAAAUGCAUGGAUUGAUUGGGAUUCUGGAGUAUCUUGUUUAUGCAGUAAAUUUGUAGAUGUGAUUAAGCAUUGUAAGUGUAAUUUCUUAUUGUUGUCCCUAA